Messenger RNA from Anneissia japonica, 4689 nucleotides. RefSeq names its product ER membrane protein complex subunit 1-like. The transcript has 21 exons. The record is from RefSeq and is a predicted model, not a curated record. Gene Ontology annotation, cellular component: EMC complex. Gene Ontology annotation, molecular function: protein binding. The annotation marks the transcript as partial. Lineage: Eukaryota; Metazoa; Echinodermata; Crinoidea; Comatulida; Comatulidae. Gene Ontology annotation, biological process: protein folding in endoplasmic reticulum.
UUUAGGAGACAGCGCCGUGUUGGUAAACUGAAGUAUGUGCAAUUUGAACCAAGCAGUGGGAAAAAGAGUGUAUUUGUUGCAACAGAAUUAAAUGUGCUUGCAGCACUAAACAUAAGAACAGGUGAAAUCACCUGGAGGCAGGUGUUUACAAGGGGGUCAACUGGGGUGAUUGACGCUCUCCACUACAAGGAUGAAGAUCUGAUCACUGUGUCAGGAGGCGGUAGCAAAGUAAAUUCCUGGGCAUCAAAUACUGGAUUUGUAAAGUGGGAAUCUAACAUUAAUGCUCCUUUAGAUCCUAACCAAAGAUCACCGGUGUCUUUUAUAUGUACUCAAGAAGAUGAUGGUAACCUAUUGGCAUUGCUUGUUGGUCAUUCUCUCCACAUUCUAUCAACUAAAACUGGUGAAGAAAAGUGGUUUGAAGAAUUAAGUACUGAUGACAAUGUGCAAUAUAAGUGGUUAUCCCAGAUACAAGAUAAGGUGGUUGUAGUUGGUAUUGUUGAAAAUUCUCAUUAUACAGUACAAUUCUACACUCUUCAAGAUGGAACACUGUCUAAGGAGAACUUAUUCCCAGCUGCCUGGGCAACAGCUGACACUGCUUGCAUCAUUAUUCAUGAUGGUCACAUGGUCUGUUUUGAUCCAGUCAGCAAAGAACUACAGAGUGCCAAGUUGCGAGAUGGAAGUGUAUUUCAAAGCACACAUAUUUCGGGACUGACAAGUGACCUGCAGAAGUGUAACAUUAAACAGCUUAAAUUACAAGAAGCUGCUACAGAUCAACCACUAUUCAUCUUAACUCUAGCAUCAGAUAACCACCUACUAAUAUCAAUAGAGGAUAGUCUUGAGGUUGUCAAGCAGUUUACAAAGGAAACAACAAUUGGAAUAUCGAAUUUGCCAGAUCAUAGUGUUAUCACAACUUUUACACAGACUACAGGCAUUGAAGUUGAUAUUGAAUGUUUCAAUGCUGCUGAUGGAACAGAAUAUGAAAACAUGAAACAGACAGUUGAAAUAGAAAAGAGUCAUGGCAAGCCAGUAAAGGGUUCUGUGUACCUUUUUCAUAAAAAAGAUCAGCAGUUAGGUUACCGUGUGUUACUAGAGACGGCAGAUGAUGCUAUUGCAAUGGUACACCAACCAGGUCGAGUACUGUGGUGCCGAGAGGAGGGUUUGGCAAGUGUCGCUGCAGUUGAGAUGGUUGACCUUCCGGUAUCUGACACAGAAGCAAAGUUUGAAGAUGAGUUUGGGGGAAAAGAGGAAAUAUCAGUGUUAGAAAUGUUCCUGAGACGUCUUAAUACCCAAUUUGCCCAACUUAAGUCCUAUGUGAUGCAUUUACGAAGGCGGUUGAAACAUGGAAGCCAUCAGGAACAUCACACAGUGCCUUCACGUGUCAUCAUCAUUGAUGAUGAUGAUGAUGAAGAAGAGUACCUUACUAGGGAUGAGUUUAAUUUGCAUAAAAUGAUCAUUAUAAUUUCAAAAUCCGGAAAGAUUUAUGGUAUUGAUUCCACGGAUGGUUCAAUUUUUUGGAGUCAUUUUUCUCCAAGUCUUGCUACGUUCCAAGACGGCUCAAAAUCUAAAGUAGCGCUGUUUAUUCAGCGUACAACAGCACAUUUCCCAAACCCUCCUCUAUGCACUGUUGUUGGAAGACACAGAAUAUCUGGACUCACUCUAAUCUACUCCUUCAACCCCAUAACUGGUAAACCUACGGCUGAGUUUGAGCAGUUUCCCAACGGAAAAGAACUUCAGUUCAAGUUGAAGCAGCUAAGUAUGGUUGGGAUUAUGGAUUCAGACUUCCUUAAACCAAUACUGCUGCUCGAUGACAAUAAUAAGGUACAUGUGUACCCUUCUAGUGCUGUCAGUAUUGUUAAGAAGCAUGGCAACUCAAUAUUUAUGUUCAUUGCUGAAAGGGAGGUUGCUAGACUUUCAGGAUUAUCACUUAAGGUCACAACUGACAGCAAAAUUGAAGCUCAAGAGAUCUGGAGAAUCAAACUACCACCAACUUCAAAAAGGAUCACUGGCAUUUACGUCAAACGAUCUACAGAGGAGGUUCAUUCUCAGGGUAGAGUUCUUGGGGACAGGACAGUCCUUUACAAGUAUCUGAACCCUAACUUGGUUGUAGUGACCACAGAGGGAAGCGAUGGUCCAUCUAAAUCUCGUCUAAGUGUUUAUCUUGUGGAUGUUGUGAAUGGUGCCAUCGUUUUCAGUGUAGAUCACAAGCGAGUCGAAGGCCCUGUUCAUGUUGUCCACUCUGAGAAUUGGAUAACUUAUCAAUAUUGGAAUAGUAAAAGCAGACGUGCUGAGAUAACAGCUCUGGAGCUUUAUGAAGGGAAAAUACAGAAAAACAGUACAGCAUUUUCAUCCCUUGAUCCCCCGGAGUCUCCUCUGGUCGAGCGUCAGUCCUAUAUCUUGCCAUCCUUGGUUCAAGCGAUGGCGGUGUCUCACACAGAAAAGGGAAUCACCCACAAGAAUAUUAUAUUGUCUCUGCAAGCAGGUGGUUUAGUAGUUCUUCCAAAAAGAUUCCUUGACCCACGACGGCCGAUUGAACCACUGCCAGAACAUAGGGAGGAAGGGUUGAUACCAUAUCUACCAGAACUUCCUCUCCCACAUCAAUCAUUUAUUAAUUAUAACCAAUCAGUUUUUGGCAUUGAAGGUAUCUUCACAUCACCUGCAGGACUGGAGUCCACAUGUCUUGUUCUUGCUUAUGGCUUAGAUUAUUAUUAUACAAGAAUUUCUCCGUCUAAACUGUUUGAUGUUCUCAACCAAGACUUUGAUUACCUACUGAUCGCAACCGUUGUAGUUGGCCUCGUCAUUGCUGCCAUCAUCACCAAGAAACUAGCUGCCAUUAAAGCACUCCAUCAGGGCUGGAGGUGAAGAUGUGUGAUUCGUCUUUGAUGCUCACUGUGUGCCAUGCAGUUAACACAACAAAUUACAUGUGCAUUUCAUUCAAGGAUUUAUUCAAAAAUUGAAUUAACAUUGUAGCCAGUUGCUAAAUUGAGUAAAAUUUUACAAAACAAACACAAAGUUAUAUUGCACAUAAACGUGGUACGAAAAGGGAUGUAACAUUGAAAUCAGUUGAUUAAUUGAGUACUGUCAUACAUGAUGUAUUGCUUUAAAACCUUGACAGUGUCACAAGUUACUAUUCCAAAAUAAUCAAUACUUUUAAUUAAAGAUGUCAGAUCUGACAGUACCAAGUUAGAUAUUUUGACUGAUACCAGUUGAUUUACUCUAUAUUAUCUGAAAAUAUGUUAAUUGCAUUUGAAACUUCUAGUUACUGUACAGUUUUUGAAAGCUUUUGCUAAAGACAUUUUGUAACAUGUGCAAGACUACUAAAGGUUAAAGUUGUGUUUCUCAUUUGUUCCUUAUAUGAAUUAAGGAACUAAUGAACCCUAUAAGCUAUAUGCCACAUGAAAUCUUAUUAAUAUAGUGAGCAAUUACUUAAAAAAACACACAUUAAUCGAAAGGUCCACUGAUUAAUCUCAGAUAAGAAAGUAUAAUACAUACUCCAAGUAUUGAAAUACAUGCCAUCGUGUUGGGAUUCAAUAUUUCGACAUUAAUCAUUCCUGAUGAUACUUUCACACAUUAAUAUCUUGCAACUUUGCCCAGCUUCUUUAGGAACAUAUGUAUGGAAAUUGAUAUGAUUUGUUUACUUAAUACAGAUGUAUAGUUUAUGUUUUGAAGACAUCAUAUGCUCUGCAUCUAGUCGUGGCUCUAGAAAUUUGCCAAAAGGGGUCCCAAGCAAGGGGCACUAAGGGCCCGUUCGAGCUAAAAACGCCAACCAUAUUCCGUUUAUUUUACCAGUUAAUCGCGCCGAGCACUCAGUGGGUGGUCGAUCGUUUGAGCAAGUCCCAGCUAACGUUAAAUACCGUGUAACGAAACUACUCCGGAAGUAAAUUUCAACUUAUCUCAUGGUGAACCCAUUCUUUGUUUCCUCACUACUGCUGCUAUAACCGGCCCACGUAUAGGCACAGCACGGCACGAGGGAACGAUAUUUAAGCUCAACAACUUAUAAACGCUGCUUUAAAAUCUGUACCUAGGCUAGUUUAAUGAACAUUAUUUCUCAGAAUAAUGGUAAAUUUAAAAAUUGAAUGCGUAGCUAUGCUACUAGCCACCUUUAUUAUAUGGCCCCAAUGAUGUGAUGUUAUGCUGUUGGAUUGACUGUCCAAUCCAACUUCGAUUUUGUUGUGCAUGUGAGGAGGCAAAGGAGAGCUGCAACAAUGCCUGGGUUAGAGAUUUUAUGGUUGAUGCUCGAUGUCCCUGAUUGGGGUGGGAUUGGUGUGCCGAUGUCCCCGACAAGAGUGUAAGUGGGCGUGGUUAGUCGUCAUUCAAAAACACCCGGAAGUGGUUCAGGUGCUCCAAAAACUUAGUGUAUCGAUUUUAGAGUCUACUGAUAUGUAAUAAAGACAUAUACCCGUAAUUUGUUUCCCUCCCCUAUUGCUUCUCUCCACCCAGGAUUAUAAAUGGGUACCUGGUGGGGUUGCCUGCUACUGCACCAAUAUGGCUGCAACACAUGGCUUUGGGAAAACAAAGCGCUUCGUAACCUAAAGGAAUAGGCGCUAUGGCUUUUUUCUCACACGCCAGCUAACGGUUAGCAGGAUCCGAAUCCUGCUAACCGUUAGCUGGCGUGCGUCCAUACGAGAAAAUCCCGAUAUGGAUACCAAAAAUAUGAUGAUCGAAUCACUGGCCAAUAAGAAACUGGAAAUU